Messenger RNA from Fukomys damarensis (Damara mole-rat), 1530 nucleotides. RefSeq names its product olfactory receptor 7G2. The record is from RefSeq and is a predicted model, not a curated record. Lineage: Eukaryota; Metazoa; Chordata; Mammalia; Rodentia; Bathyergidae. Gene Ontology annotation, molecular function: olfactory receptor activity; G protein-coupled receptor activity. Gene Ontology annotation, biological process: G protein-coupled receptor signaling pathway. Gene Ontology annotation, cellular component: membrane.
AGCUGUGGAGGACAGGAAGGGGAGUCGCUUAGACUAAAGAUAUGUCACGGAAAGGAAAAGCAGACAUUGUACAUGAUAAGCAUGGGUCAAGAUUAAUUCGGAAUGAAAAUUGCUAUGAGGAAUGAGAGGAGCGUGGUGAGAGGUGACGGAAUAGAAGAGGAUUACAAAAGAACAAGCUGUGUUAUGUACAUGUUCACACUUCCAAAGAUGAUUGCAAAAUGUAUCUACUUCAAACAGUCAGAUCAAGCACACAUGGAAGCUAGAAAUCAAACACCUGCCUUGGAAUUCCUUCUCCUGGGACUCACAGAGGACCCUGGCCUACAGCCUCUUCUUUUCAGCCUGUUCCAGUCCGUGUAUCUGGUCACCAUCCUGGGAAACCUGCUCAUCAUCCUGGCCGUCAGCUCUGACUGCCACCUCCACACCCCCAUGUACUUCUUCCUCUUCAGCCUGUCCCUUACAGACAUUGGUUUAAGCUCAAGCACAGUCCCAAAGAUGCUGGUGAACAUUCAUGCGGAAGAUCAGAGAAUCUCUUACCCAGGCUGCAUCACCCAGGUCUGUUCAGUCCUGGUUUUCAGUGGACUGGAGACUUGUCUCCUUUCAGCAAUGGCCUAUGACCGCUACGUGGCCAUCUGCCAUCCCCUCAGGUACGCAGUCAUCAUGAGCACCCGUAUGUGUGUUUCACUGACUCUCUUCUCCUUGGCUGUUAGCAUCCUGAAUGGACUGAUUCACAGUCUGUUGGUGCUGAGGCUGUCUUUCUGCACAGAGAUAAUAAUCCCCCAGUUCUUCUGUGAACUUACCCAGAUCCUCAGGCUCACUUGUUCUGAUACCCUGAUUCACAACAUAGUAAUGUAUGUUUCAACUUGCAUCUUUGGUGGUGUUCCUGGGCUUGGAAUCUUGUUUCUUACAUUCAUUCACAUUGUGUCAUCGAUCCUGAGAAUGCCAUCAUCAGAAAGAAUGCAUAAGGGCUUUUCCACCUGUGGCUCUCACUUGUCCGUUGUCACCUUGUACUAUGGGACAGGUUUGGGGGUGUACUUUAGCUCUGCAGUGACUGAUUCACCCAGAAAGACUACAGUGGCUUCACUGAUGUGUUGUGUGGUCCCUCAAAUGCUGAACCCCUUCAUCUACAGUCUGAGGAACAGGGAUAUGAAGGAAGCCUUGAGAAAACUCCUUUGCAGAAGAGCGUCUCUCCUUUGAUCUGCUGUGUGCUCUCUACUUCAGUUUCCAGAGGGAGCCGUAGGGACCGGAGUCCUGGUGAGAUGGAACAGCUGACCCGUAACUCACUAUGUGAUGAGGUCGUCUAGUAGCCACGCACUUUUAAGUAUGGAUCAGUGUGAGACUUUGUUUUUGUCUAGCUCUGUCACGUGAUGUGUGACAUCUGAUUUAAAUUUUUGAACACAGACAUUUUAUUAGUAUACAUUUGCACCACGUAAUACUUACAUUUUUUCUGGGAAACCGGGACAGUGGCACAUGGCAUUUUGAUCAUCUUUCACUGUAUUUAUUGGUUCUGUUUAGGUAUACAGCACAGUUACA